This is a messenger RNA of Clupea harengus (Atlantic herring), 7039 nucleotides long. It is a transcript of the gene spef2, whose product is annotated as sperm flagellar and cilia associated 2. Gene Ontology annotation, molecular function: protein binding. Gene Ontology annotation, cellular component: manchette; sperm midpiece. Lineage: Eukaryota; Metazoa; Chordata; Actinopteri; Clupeiformes; Clupeidae. Gene Ontology annotation, biological process: sperm axoneme assembly. The record is from RefSeq and is a predicted model, not a curated record.
AGCACAAAUUGAGUUACAAACUUCAUACUACUUAACUAUGUGUGAUUUAAAAUGCAAAUUUAUUGGAUAUUCAUUGUUAUAUUCCUGUUUCUAAAGACUCAAAGGACUUGAUUGAUCCAACCUAGAUCAGGCCAUUGAUCCUGUCCCUUCCCCAUUAGGUAACAUAGGGCAACACUCAAUUACAUACAACUGAAUGAAGCUGAAGGUUUAUUUUCUCUUAUAUCCAAACAGUAUUUUCACAUAACACAUUCCCAAAUGCACAGGAUUACAGUUCUAUACAUCUACAAAUGGUGAAAUCAACCUACCAUCCACAACCAGUUACAUUUUGCAAAUAAAUAGGUUGCUUAGUGAGUACAAGUAUAUUUGUGCAUGUUGUCUGAUUUGUGGAACUAUUUUUUAGUAUUGGUUUUUGUUCCAAUGUGUUCUCUAUUUAUAGAUCGUUUUCAAAUUGAAACAACUGCAUUGGUGAAUUCAGUAAUUAUAUCCGUCGGAGACUGACAUAUCCUAUCCUCUCUUGCUCUCAGUUGCCUUCGACGCCUUCCACUUAGUUGACAGGUUACCACGGCAACGGCACUCACGUAGUACCUGCUGAGGACCAGUGGUUAGGUAUCGUGCCAGCUAGAAACUAAAGUAAUGGAAACCUAUAUCUAAAUGCUAUCACUAGAUUUAAGUGAAUUAUCUUUGACAAAAUGUCUGAUAUAUUGUGUCGAUGGCUGAACUCAGAGGUUCGGUUGUCAAAAGUCGUGGAGCAGUCCACUAUUUCGAAGGACUUUUCAAAUGGGUAUUUGAUCGGUGAAAUCUUGCACAAGUAUGAACUUCAGAAUGACUUCGACCAGUUCUCAAAGAGCAGCUCAUCAAAUUCUAAGCUUAACAACUUUACAAAGAUUGAACCCUCACUGCACCUUCUUGGCGUGCCCUUUGACCUGGCCAUGGCUAAGGCAUUGAUGCAGGGCCAGCCUGGGGUGGCCAAUCGACUCCUGUACGAGCUCUACAUCUUGCUGCAGAAGAAGAAGAAAACAGGGCUCACUGGCACGGCGAUGGAGACCAUGCAGCCUGCUGCCACUGCCCGCCUGCACCGGGUGGAGAACAACAUCUACACCGAGCGUAUUAAAACUGUGGUCAAGAGAGAGGCAGAAAUCAAGAUGCAGAUGAUCACCCAGCGGUAUGAGAUGAAAGCGCAGGAGAUGUACAACAAGUCAGUCAUGGCGGAACUGGUAGAGGACCAGAAACAACAACAAGACCAGGAGCAGAUGAGACUCCAGGAUAUAGAGAAGCACAGAUUAGUCCGCAAGAAACAGCAGGAUAUCAUGAAUCGCAUUCUGAUGGCCAGCAUCCAGAUUCCAAAGCCUCCCCCGAACCGUACCUUCAAAGCACUUGAGAGGCAGCGUCAGCAGAGGAGGCAGGUUGAGGCUAAGAAUGUUCAUCUGGAAAUUGCCCAAUUUGAGAAGAGCAUAAAGAGGUUGUCUCCUCCAGGCUUGAGUGUUGCAGAGGUGACCUAUGACCGCAGCACAGACACUGGCCAGGUGAUGCAUCACACCCUACGCCCAGAGGAGAUGAUCAAGGCGAACUCCGAGUACAUACAGAAGAUCCGCCAGCACCUGGAGGAGGAUGAGGCGGCCCGCGAGCAUAGGGAGAAGCGCCGCCGCCGGGUCCUGGUGGAACAGCUACGGGUCCACGAGGCCCAGGAGGAGGCGCUGCGGGAGGAGCAGCUGGUGGAGCGGCUGAUGCGGCAGUCCCAGCAGGAGAAGAGGGUGGCUGUGCAGCUCAUGCAGAUUCGCCAGCAGAAGGAGGUCCUGCGCCAGAACCGCAUCCUCCAUGAGAGGCAGUUCCAGGAGCAGCGCAAGAGAGACUUCGAGGAUGCGCUGGACAGGGAAGUGGCUCUAGCCAGGCAGGCCAGGCUGGAACAGGGAGAGGAGGCACAGAAGGAAAUUGAACUACAUGAUAGGAUUGCAGCUGAAUGGGCCCAGGCGCGGUACCAGAAGCACUAUAACUUCUGCAGAGAGGUUCUGGAGCAGGUAGUGGACCUGGCCACCUGUGCUGGGGAGUACCGCCUCUUCACUGAAAAUCUCCUCCCUGCUAAGAUGAUGCGAGAAUGGAAGGAGCUGUUCAUUAGUGGGAAGCCCUUAUAUGAGCAGGCCUGUGUGGAUCCGGUGCCAGCAGAACCCACCCCAGAACAGCUCAUAGAAUUAGAGAAAGUGGAACUGCUCAAUAACCAGGAUUAUGAUGAAUAUGUUAGCAUGACAGGUGAAUGGGUUUGGCCUGAGGAAGAGGAACCAAAAAGUCCACCAUCCAACAAUGAUAUCCUAGGACAUAUAGUGCACCGUUUGCAAAACAUUGUGAACCCACCUGGACCCGGGACCCCACCUCCUCUGCUCCCCUGCUUCACACUAAAAGCCUGUGUCCUGGGAAAGGCUCUCUCUGGGAAGACAACAUGCCUGUCCAAAAUUGCUCAAGUCCAUGGCAUCCAUGUCUUCUCCUCCACAGUUCUGAUUCAGGAAGCCCUUGCUGCAUUUCGACGUGGAGAAACUGAUAUAGUUGAGAAGAAAAAAGAGUGUGAGACUCUAGAGGGCAUUGACUUCCCUAGCAAGGACGCUGAUGUGUCAGAAAAAGAAAGUGAGAAAGAGGAGGUACUCACGUCACCUGACUCAGCUACACCAGGUGAGGAUCCUGAUCUGGAAGGAACUCCAGACAAAGAGGUCACACCUCAGUUGUCCAUGAGGGCGCAGUAUGGAUCCGUGGUGGAAAAGGUCCUGAGGGAAGGCCAGGGUGUUCCAAGUGGACUGCUGGUGGAUAUCGUUGUUAAUGCUAUCAGGCAGGUUCCAGCAGGGUCAGGCUGGAUUUUGGAUGGAUUCCCUGUUGAUGUCGCCCAAGCCAAGCUCCUGGAGAAAGCCCUUAUUGGCCCUGACCCAGACAAGCUGGGAGGGAGGAGCAGGAAGAGCAGUCUGGCCGUGGACAAGAACGCGCCCCAGGAGGUGACCCCUUCCUUCAAAGCAUUGGACCUGGUUGUCCUCAUGGAGGUGUCUGAUGAUGUUGUUCUUGACCGUGCUGCCAAGCAGGCCAUUAAGGAGAAAAGCCCUGCUCAAGUGAAGGUGGAGGAACAAGUACCUGAAGGAGAGGUGUCCACUACUCAACAAGACACAAAAGAACAAGUCAUCACCACCUCAAAGCAUAACUUGAAGGGAAACCAGCUACAACACUGGAUAGCAGGUUUCCAGGACAUCUGGCCCAAACUGGAGAAGUGGUUUUCAGGGAAGGAAAAUGUUUUCGUAAAGGUCAAUGCUUAUGCAGAUGAAGAGACAGUCUUCACAAAAGUUGAAAAAAUUCUUCGUGACACCAUGAAUGCCACUGAGAAAGCUGAGGACGUUGCUGUGGCUCAGUCACGGUCUGCUUCAUCUGUGGCUGCCCCGCCUCAGUCCCCAACGACUCUUACCACAUCCGUGUCUGCUCUGACCCAGGAGGGCAUGACAGCAAGACGCUCCCGCUCCAAGUCCAUUUCUCAGUCCCCCAGAGCAUCGCAUAGUCACAUAGAUGGAUCCAAAGAAAAAAAAUCAACUCACUCUAUGGAAGGGAAAGACUCAGGCCGUCAACUGUCUGGAAGUGGACUUGCUCCAGUCAGAAGGACAUCAGCAGCUUCAUCCUUUGAAAAUCCUCUUGGAGAGAUUGGCACCCCUGCAGGCUCCCCUGCUGCUGUUGCAGGGUCAGCUGACUGGGUGUUUGUGGACGAGGCUUUGCCUAAGGAGCUCUCUGAGUAUCUGGUUCCUUACUGGGACAAUGUGUGUGACUCGUAUGUGAUAAACGUAAAGACAGUGAUGCAGAACUUGCGCAGUGAGAGGAAACUGAUAAUCCAUCAUCUGCACAACAUCAGCGAUGACUUUCAACAGUACCUGAAGAGGCCCGACCUGAAGCAAGAGUUUGUGUGCCAGUGGCAGCAGGACUACAACAGCAUCCCAGAUGACAUGAGGUUGGACGAGGAGACCAAGGCAGAGCUGCAUCAGCGCUUGGAUGACUUGCGUGAGCGCCUGUGGGACAUCUGUGACCGGAAGAAGGAGGAGGCAGAGGAGGAGCGGGUGGCCUUGUCGGAGGACGGCUGGCUGGAGGACCACACUGCUCUGCUCACCAACCACUUCUGCUCGCUCAUGCAGGUGGAAGUGGACAGGUUCCAGGAUACCUUGCGUCUCUUACGUGACUACUACUACAGCAUGAGUGGGACCAUGCUGCCCAAGACGCCUGCUGAAUUCACAUGCAUUCCCCUGCUGGACAUUGUGGAAGAGGAGGGGAACAAUGGAGAAAAAUCCAGAAGUCCCCCAGACUCAGUUACAUCUGACAGAGCAAGCAAGAGUGCCGGGAAAAAGGACUCGGAUGGACCAGAGGAAAAAAAGACGGGGAAGAAAACUAAAAUUGUCCCCCUGAUUGCGAGGAGGACCCUGACAGCAGACGCUUCAAAGCAGAGGGGCUCACCACAAGCUGAUGAGAAGCAGGUGAAUGACAUCUAUCAAGCAGCACUGACGGCUGUAAACAAUCAGAUGCAGGUGGAGGUGCACAAGCUGGAGGCGGAGGAGAGUAAGGAGCAGCAGGUGCUGGAGCGCGAGCGCCAGCUCCGCAUGUCCCAGGCCUCAGCCGCCGCCGCCGCCACCGCCACCGCCACCGCAACCGCCACCGACUCCACCAAGGACAAGAAGAAAGGAGGAGCCAAGAAGAAAGUUCCCUCCCCAGUACGGGAGCCCAGCCCUCCUCCUGUGAUGGACCUGGCCCAGCCCUCCCCCUGUGAUGCCCGCAAGGUUGCUGUCAAGACCAAAAUCAGACAGGAGUAUCGAACAGCCCUAGAGCAUGAAGACCGUGCCGUGAAGCAGCGUCUGGAGCUGGUAAAGCAGCAGGCUCUAGAGACGGUGCGGAGCCUGCAGACCCGUGCUGAGCGCACCUUCAAGAACCUGGACGACUGGCUGGACGCUCGUUUCCUGGCAGAGAUGGGCAGCAUUGAUCAGCUGGUGGAGGUGGUGCGCCACCACAUUGAAUCAGCCACCAAGGUCCAGCACGAGCUCACACUGGUGUGCACUGACUUCUUCGUGGACGGGGACCUGCGUGUGCUGCCCAUCCCCAGCCCCCCUCCCCGGCCCUCUCCUCAGGAGAUGGCUGUGGACAGCACCCUCACCAUCCUCCAGCUGCAGGCCUUCUACAACCAGCUGCUCAAGGUCGCCCCCUCAGGGAUACUGUCCUGUAAUGAGUUCUCAGAGAUCCUAAAGGAGCUGACAUUCUUGAACAUGGGGGAUAACGACUUGCCAGACUCAUGGAUGAGCAUCUCAGAGUCUCAGAUCCUGGAUGUGCUGAGUGUCCUGUCUCAGGACUCAGACCUGCUGGACUGGCGCCUCUUCCUCCUCAGCGUCGCUCUGCCCUGGCCCAUGCCCACCAAGCAGCAGCUGCUCCAGGUUCUGGGGCAGUUCCGUGCAGCCGACCCUCAAGACACAGGCUUUAUCACAGAGAAGCAGUACCUGCAGACUGAGCUGUGGUUUACAAACGAUGAUGCUUUAAUGAUUCCUGAUGACCCCUCUGAACCAUUGCCAUAUGACAGGCUGGCUGAACUGAAGAAGUUUUUCUUCACGCUGUUUGCGGAGCCCGACUCCUCCCCGGCCCGUCUGGACUACAUGAACAUGCUGCUGUACCUGGCCUCCCACAGAGACGCCGUGCAGGGCUUCAUCCGAGCCCUCAGCCUGGUCACUGGACAGCCCCUGCACUACCAGUCCAACACCAGUGCACUGCUCAAGUCUGUGCUGUACAUGGGAGAGGAAGCUGAGGAGGUGGCCGAGGAGGAGGAGAGCCCUGAUGGUGGCGCCGUCUCCAUCUCGGCCCUCUUGGAUGUGGUCUGCCACAGCGGGAGCAAAACCGCCUGCCACAAUCGCUUUCAGACUAACCAGAAGAGCAAGGAGGAGUAUACAGAGGAGUUCAUUAAGGUCUAUAAGGAGCUGGGCUUUGGGUCAGAGGAAAAGGCUCCUUUCUCAGUUCUGUCCCAGCAUCCCUGCAUUCAGCACCUGAUGGAGAGCACCCUGCAGUACCAUCUCCCUGAUAUCCAUAAGAUGUUGUAUGCCCAGCAGAGCAGGAGGGGAACUUUGUCAUAAACUACACCUUUCAGAUUUAAGUGUCCACUGUAUCACAGUAAUAAACUUGGUUAUUCUUAUAUGCAUAAUUUCCUUCUAUAUCAAAAGGUAUAUAUUUUAUAGUGUGCUUGGCAAACAACAAGUAAUCACCAUCUCUAGUCCCAAUGAUCGGGAUUGAAAGAAAUGCAUUUGGAAGUUAUGGCUUUGUAGUUUUGCUCACAGAAAAAAAUCUGCCUCCUACCGUAUGUAUCAAUAGGAGAUAUAUGAAAACUAACGAACUAUAUGCAUAUCCACAAUUAUCAUUUUAUGACGUUAAUAUUUAAUAUUGAAAAUGUUAGACUGAUCUCCAAAGAAUGAUUCUAUUCUUUUCUUGCUCUGAUGAUCUGAAAUUAAUUCCCUGUGACUCGCCAGCCCAGUCUUUCCUUCGCUAGAAAUUAUCUGAAAAUAAUUUGUUCUCUUGAGAACCACCUGUAGUAAUAAUGUACUGAGUAAGACGUGCAUGAACAGCCCCUGGCGCCGAUGUGUUUUAUACUGCCCAGAGACAGCACAGGCAGCUAACAGCCUCUCAUCUAUUUUUGUCUGAGCUGAGAGGCCUUCUCCAUGGUCUCUAAUUGCCCCAAGGAGUUGAGGUUUCCAAAGAAGCGACACAAGCACACAAAGCUGGGCUAGUACCUGUUAAUAUGUUCAGCCCUGGUACUGUAUAUUUCAUUUAGAGACCAGAAUUCUUACUAGAAAUCCAGUCGUUAGUCAUUUUUCUUUUACAACAAUGACAGACGGUAAGAUAUUUGCGAUGAAUUGAUAGAAAACCGUUUUGGUCCAAGGAUUUGUAGGCCAAGAUUUAGUGUAGUGCCAAGAUCUCUGCUCCUGUGGUCAUGCAACCACAUACAGCUUCAGCACAAACAUUGCAUUGAUUCAGACCUACUCAAAAACAAAAUAAAGUGAAAGGAAAA